Messenger RNA from Aphanomyces invadans, 1400 nucleotides. RefSeq lists its product as hypothetical. The record is from RefSeq and is a predicted model, not a curated record. The transcript has 8 exons. Bases 30 to 779 code for a protein of 249 amino acids. NCBI's taxonomy places the organism in Eukaryota, Oomycota, Saprolegniomycetes, Saprolegniales, Verrucalvaceae.
UUUCGAGCGACAGAGAUUCGUGCGCCGCCAUGAGCUGUCCAAAGCCAAAGGCUAGACGAACUUCUGCGCGGACUUCGUCAUCACUCAAGGGCAUUGCAUUUGCCCAGCGCCAGAUGCCCGUCCCAGGAGCCGCAUCCAACCACCUCUUUGACCAGGCUAACACCGGAGUUAGUGGCUCGACACAGUCGACCGGACACACGAAAGCGACUACGAAUGUCAAUACUGUUGUAUUCCCAUCGUCUCAAACAUCAGGGAACCUGUCCCAGCUCAUGCGACGGUGUCGUUCUGCUACCAGUAUUCGAGGAAAAGUGGCUGAAGCGGCCGUGAAUGAAUGCCAUGGAUCAAUGGGGAAGCACGCACUCCACACCCACAUACACUGUUUCAACCUAGACGCAGAGCGCCCGCCGCCCCGACUCAAGCUCAGCAAAGCAGGCCUGCACUCUUUCAAGGCUAAGCGCGACCCGAUUCAAGGCCCCAACCACUCGACCACGACUCGGCGGGAAGACAGGACGUUGAAGCAUCGUACAGAGCUGGCUGCCGCGCAACUCGAAGCUGAAUUCAUCAGCCGCUUGCGGCAAAUUGACUCGUUGCAACUACCCAAAAAGCGCAGCAUUCGCCUUCAAGUAGCUCGUGACAUCCUGGACGAGAUUGUCCUGCUCGACACGACGUUUGGUUCGAUGCUGGGAGUGAUCCGCGACAUCUUCAACGACGUCCUCAAGUACGACGAGCCUAGCUACCCUUCAGUCGACGGCGAGUUCGGUGAGGCAUCUCAACAAUAACGCUUUUGUGUCAGCAAGUUGACAUAGAAUCCGCGCUUGAAAGUCCCAGCCAUACGCAUGAGGAAUGCGACAUGCCCAAUUUCUUCGCCGCUCAAACCCACGUCGACAAUAACUCGGAAGGCUCGUCGAUCGCUGCAGAUCCCGUCCAUCCAUUGCCGAAGUGCAUCCCGCGACUUAACUUUGCAUCGUUGCAUUUAUUCCAGGACGAUUAACGUGACGAUUGUCAUGGGCUUGUGGACAGCUUUAGGAGGAUCUGUUCGAUCAGCUGUUGCUGCUCGAAUUGUACGCGAACGAUGUUGCGUAGAGUGGACGACAUGCAAUGAAGCGAAUAGACGAAAUGCAAAGCAAUCGCAAUCCCAACGACGACGAAAACUUCCGUGAAGAAAUGUCGAGGGUUCGGUCGGAACGACUGGAUGGUGGCUGUUGUUUUGGGGGCUUCAGGAAGGUUUGGCGAAGGAGGAGCUGCAGAUUGGUCUGCUGUGUGGGCAAGCACACGUGGUGUCUUGGAAGCUUCCGUCGCCUUGACAGUCCAAUGUUGCAUGGUUUCCUUCGACUCGGCUGCAGUCGCGCUUUCAAUCUAAAGGCAUGAUGCCAGCACCCAAGUGCUCUUGACCCAGUUCA